UAAAAAAACCAAAUUUAAGAUAACCAUUUAGAUUAGAUCCAGUUUUGGUUGCCAAUUUUUAAACUUAUUUUUACAGUAUUAUAAUUCACUUAAAAGUAUAUUAACAAUAGCUUAAACCUUUUUCACAUCUGUUGUGUAUAUUAUGUUGUAUGAUUAUGCAUAUACAAAGACUUUAAAUACCUUCCACGAAAACAAUAACAAACUGACCAACCAAUUCUUUGGCUACGAUUAAUUGACAUUAACACAUGAAAGGAUAACAAAAUGCAAUCUAUGAAUUCAAAUAUUGAUAAAGCAAAACACUUCUUCGUGGAAAGUGGGAUCUUAGGACCCACAAACUUUAAAAAUUCAAGUGACUUGAUUCGGAAAACAUCAACCAUUCACAUUGAUACAACCCUAAAAAAUCAGAUAAGAAAAACAUCAUUGUGCCUGAGGCAUAAGGGUUUAAACGAAACAAAUACAUUGAGUAGUUACGAUGAGUCUCUUAUUAAUCUUCAAAACGAAAUAUAUAACAUGAGAGAUACUUUACUCCAUGGCGAAACCAAAAUUGUAAUUCUACGUACUGAAAUUGGCAAACUAAAGCAAGGACUUCAAGCAAUAAUGCCUGCCCAGGUAGAAGCUCAAAACUACUCUGACGAGGUCAUCAUGAAAAUCAAACGUCCGGUGCCGAGUCUUUGUUUAUUUUGCCAACCCAUUAAUACUUCCGUAAAAGGAUCGUCAAACUGGAGUUCAACGUUUGUCAAAAAACACAAAAAUAAUUACCCAAAUAAGAAAGCUUUAGGUGAAAAAUGUAAUAGCCAAUUGUGGAUCAGUGGCAAAUAAAAGUAAAGUUAAUAUAUAUUAGAUCUUUAAAAAAUAGAUUAGGGUUUUGCACUUUCUUUUAUUGGUUUUGCCAGAGAUUGCAUUAUGCCUCCCCUUAAGCAGAUUAAUCAGAAUUAAUAUUACACUUUAUUAAGGUUAAUUUCAUCUAUUACAUUUGCGAUAGUAGCGUUAUAUAUACAAUAAAUUAAUAACGUCAUUAUAACAUAUUUUGUAUAUUCAAAAAAUUUAAAAACUUAGUUUCAUAAAAAGCACUUUGUAAGGUUAAUGACAAACAAGAAUUGCACGCAUCCCUGAAAUAAAAAUUACAACUGGGUCAUUUUGAAUUGAUGUAUAACUAAAUAACAAAGUACAAUUUUGGAGCAUUUUAUUAUUGACGAUAUUAUAAGUAACUAAAAAUUUGCUAUAUCUAGAUUAUCUGCAACUUGAUUACAACAAUGUAUUUGACUUUAUAAUUAAUAAAUUAUAAUAUUACAUAUGAUAUUUAGCUAGUAGAGAAAACGGUUGAGGCCUCCAAUAUUUGUAUUACGAUAGUUCUUAACUGGUAAAUUUCAAUUAUAAAUAACGGCCAUUUGUAUUUUCAUGAUUGCAUAAUUCUUUCAUCGUAGCAUCAAUAAAUCCGAUGGUAGAAAUUAUGGUUGCUUUAAAGUACAUUAGGAUUUUAAAAUAUAGUAAAUAAAUGGCACCUACUCGGACCGAUUUCGGAGCUUCUGCUAAAGCCAAAACCAAUUGCAUAUGAAAUAAAGUAUUAUGUCAUCAACGUUGUUCAAAAUACAGCCAUUUGACAAAUAAAACAAAUUGUUAUGAACAUUCAUUAAAAUUUAUAAA
This is a messenger RNA of Drosophila elegans, 1644 nucleotides long. RefSeq lists its product as uncharacterized. The transcript has 4 exons. The record is from RefSeq and is a predicted model, not a curated record. The coding region runs from base 262 to 819 and encodes 185 amino acids. Lineage: Eukaryota; Metazoa; Arthropoda; Insecta; Diptera; Drosophilidae.